Molecule: messenger RNA, 3279 nt
Organism: Rotaria sp. Silwood1
Lineage: Eukaryota; Metazoa; Rotifera; Eurotatoria; Philodinida; Philodinidae
Source: the annotation of a GenBank genome assembly
AUGGAAUUUUAUGAAAAUGAUGAAGUUGACGAGGAGUCCUGUGAUUCAUAUGCCAGUGAUGAUACCAGCGAGAGUGGUUUUGAUUUCGAUUAUGAUGAACUAGUCGAUGAUUUAGAUGAGCUUGAACUUUCUGAUGAAGAUUUGGAUGUAUAUACAGAGGAGCUGAAUUCAACCAAUGAAAGCCAUAUCACGGAUGACGGCUUUACCUCAAUCUCUCUCAAAGAGCGAACUCCAGUUUCAGUCUUUAGGACCUUCUUUAGUGAAGAAGUUUUAAGCCUGAUCACUGAUCAAACAAACAUUUAUGGAAAAGGAAAACAACGAAAUAACAAUCAGAAGAAAAUGAGUAACUGAAAGGAUGUGAGCAACAAAGAGAUUGAACCGUUUCUCGGAUUGAUUAUUCUAAUGGGUAUCAAUAACUUGCCAGAUAUGAAACUGUAUUGGAGUAAAGAUAUGAUAUUCCAUAAAGCCAUCGACAGAUUAGAAGACUCCCCUAUAUUAGAAGACCCCCCUGACAAAAUCGAUUUUUUUACAAAUAAUUUCUGGAGUUCAUUAACUUUUUUAGUAUUUAAGCCCAUAAUUGUAUCUUAGAUCAGUAUGAACAAUAUUUUGCUUCAUGCAUGAAAAUGAUGCAUCAGUUCGAAGUGAAAAAAGUCUUGCGAAACGAUGAAUAGGAAACAACUAUUUAGUAAAGAAUGUAUUUCUUUAUAGAACACAUAUCAUGGAAUCUUUUUAGGGGUCUUUUGCAGCAUAUUCCGAAGGAAUUUUUACGGUUCUCUAUGCAAAAAAACUUCUCAUGACCGUGGGUUAUGAUGGACUCAGUGAAGAAUCGUGGAUGUAACGCAUGAAGAGAUCUUUGUAAAAUAGUACCAUAUUAGGUGAAACUUCAUUUGCACAAUAAUUAAAAAGCCUCAUUAUCUGGGAUUUCUAGAAAUUCUGAAACAUAUUCAUCACGAAGGAUUCUUUCAUAAUUGAGAAACACGUGAACUCAUCGAUAUACGCUCAAGACAGAAACGAAUAAGAAAAUCUCAAUUCGGCAACGUCUUCGAUCGGAUUCAGUUCGCCUCAGACAAAUUCAAACGAAUAAGAUCAUUCGACAAUUCGAUUUGGUUUUCGUCUCUAAUAUGCAUCGGUUUUUUGUAACUACUUCUCAUGAGACUCAGAACGCAUUUCUAUUCUCAAUAAAACCUGAAGUCAAUUUUUAAGAAAAGACCAAGAACAAAACACAAAAUCUGUAUCCAACUACUCUUUCUUUAUUAAUUGCUUAUUCUUAAUACAAAUGUAUUCAUUGACGUUGGCUUGAGACUUAUAAAUAUGCUAUUAGUAGAUUUUGAUGUGAACAGAGUCCAUUAAUACUAGUCAAAAAUAAACAAGAACAAUAAAUUUAAUGGAGUUUGAUAAAACAAGUUAAUUCUUUUUCUGAGUUAUUUAGUUAUUGAGAAUUUAAAAUUUGUUCAAUGGCAGAUCUUAUUUUUUAGAAAAAAAAACUGUUAGUGAACAUUUUACCAAGGUGUUCGGGUACGUUUCCUUUAAUAUUCUAGGAAUAUUUAUUACCAAUGAUAGACUCUCUUUUUUUCACAGGAUAAAAUUUGUUACUAUCUCAUCAUACACAUGUCGAAUAAGUAAAAUACUGUUUUUCUAACGAUUAUGUAGAACAAAAUUGAAUUGAAACAAAAAUUUGUUGGAAAGGCUGGUGAAAAAUACAACUUUUUAGGGGACAUAAUAGAAGACCCCGGGUCUUCUAAUGUGUCGGUGGCUUUAAUACAUUUAUUUCUGCUAUCAUGUCAAGAAAUCGUUUUCUUCAAAUUUUUUAUAAUAUACAUUUGGCUGAUAGCUCAUUGCAACCAAAACGAGAAUCCAAAGAGUACAGUAAAAUUUUCAAAGUUAAGAAUUUUACUGAAAUUUUACGGAGAAAUUUCCAAAAAAAUUAUAACCAAAUAGAAACAGAUCAAUCUAUACCCCUCCGAUACAAAUCAAUCUGCUAGUCUCAACUCUUGCUUUUCAGCAAUCGAUGAAGUCGUAAUUAAUUGUUCAAAUUGCAAAUGAUAUGCUUAAUCAAAUUAUAAAAGAAAUGCAGAGUUUAAUUUCGCCGACGCGUUUCGUGUUAUUUAUUUGAAUAUUAAAACACUCAUCAGGGCUCUGCAUUUUGAGGAAAACAAUAAAAUAGUACAGAAAAUUUAAAAACUCUAUAAUUUUACAAAUGCUUCACAUUAACAACAUACAAAAAAUCUAAAAUUGAAUAAAUAGUACAAUACAUAACAUUACAAUUGACAUAUACGCUCUGACACACUAUUACAUUUAAACAUUUUUGAAAUAGUACAGCUAACAUCAUAAUGUAAGUGACCUCAACAACCUGACAUAUUUUUAAAUUAAAGUGCUUCAGCUUGUGUCCAAGGCGUCUGUGCCAAUCAGCAUAUUAUCUUAUAUGAUAUCUUCUCUUUCUCAGUGUGCUCUUAUAAAAUCAAUGACAUGUUGCGUUCUUAAUCGCGUUACUCUUACGUUUAUCUCUUUAUAAUGGAACUUUGUUCCUGUCUGUCGUAAUGCGCUUCUCAUUCAAUAAUAUAUAUCUGUUCUCUCCUUGUCAUCAUUACUUGUUCAUUCGUACAUUGUUGUAUCUUUGGCCUCAUUAUCUGUCUUCGCAUCAUUUCCUAUUCUACUCGUACAUACAAACGUGUCAUUCAUAUGUAAACGAUAUGAUGGUAUGAUGUGCCAAGAAGCACGUCAUCUUUGCUAAUUAUGAUAAUGGUUAUUACGUCAUACGACACUAACAUAUCUUCUCAAUGCCACUGGAUCAUCAAAGGUGACAUAAGAAGAUGAAUGUACUUUCUACAACAACCGUUAAUUGAUCGUAUGAUGCGUAAUAUUCUGUUAUAUCUUUCCUCUUUCCUUUCUCCUUUUUGUAUUGUAAUAUUUAUUCUCUAUCCUCUCUUCCAUCCUUCUCCUAUAUAAGCUCAUGUUGUGUAUUAGAUUGUUACAUUUGGAUGUAGGUACAUUUUUUGGAUGUAGAGCACAGUCGAAUAAACAUCAUGCCCAUCACUAUGGGAUCAAAGACAUAAAUGUGCCUCUCCAUUUGUCAUAACGAUAGUGGAAUGCACUAGUAGCUCAUUAACAUCAAUGCCCAACCAGUGGUAGAGCUGCAUCACCAUUUUCGUUACAUUUGGCGACUCUGGCAGGAUGAAUGAUUUUGGAGUGGUGUUGGAACAUUCGAUUGAUGAUUCGUUACCACUUCUGAUUCUGAACGAGGAACGGUAAGAAGUAAUGGUGCAGGUGAUGAGUACGUGG